Corapipo altera (White-ruffed manakin) is the source of this 5338-nucleotide messenger RNA. It is a transcript of the gene SOCS7, whose product is annotated as suppressor of cytokine signaling 7. NCBI's taxonomy places the organism in Eukaryota, Metazoa, Chordata, Aves, Passeriformes, Pipridae. The record is from RefSeq and is a predicted model, not a curated record. Gene Ontology annotation, molecular function: 1-phosphatidylinositol-3-kinase regulator activity. The transcript is spliced from 9 exons. The coding region runs from base 1 to 1056 and encodes 351 amino acids. Gene Ontology annotation, biological process: phosphatidylinositol phosphate biosynthetic process; intracellular signal transduction. Gene Ontology annotation, cellular component: phosphatidylinositol 3-kinase complex.
AUGGGGAAUGAGUCCCCUGGGUCGCGGCCGGAGUUUCGUCUCCGGGUGUCCCCGCCGCCCCCCGAUCCCACCCUCCGUGUCCCCCAAACCCCGCCCGUGGGUGCCGGGGCCAUCGGUGGGCGCGGGGGCUCGGAGCGCAUCCCGGUACUCGGAGCGCAUCCCGGUGAAACGGUGUCACUGGUGGACGUGGACAUCUCCCAGCGAGGACUGACCUCCCCUCACCCUCCGACUCCUCCCCCUCCCCCCCGGAGGAGCCUCAGCCUGCUCGAUGAUAUCAGUGGGACGCUGCCUCCAUCUGUCCUAGUGGGUCCAAUGGGCUCUUCCCUGCAGUCUUUCCCUCUGCCUCCGCCUCCUCCGCCCCACGCCCCAGACGCCUUUCCCAGGAUCGUCCCCGUGCGGCCUCCAGAGGGGGGGAUGGCCCAGCCCAUCCCACACCUGCAGUGCCCCCUCUCCCGACCCGAUUCCAGCAGCUUCGCCGCCAGCCUGAGGGAACUGGAGAAGUGUGGGUGGUACUGGGGCCCCAUGAACUGGGAGGACGCCGAGAUGAAGCUGAAGGGGAAACCCGACGGGUCCUUCCUGGUGCGGGACAGCUCCGACCCCCGGUACAUCCUGAGCCUGAGCUUCAGGUCCCAGGGCAUCACCCACCACACCAGGAUGGAGCACUACAGAGGGACCUUCAGCCUGUGGUGCCACCCCAAGUUCGAGGACCGCUGCCAGUCGGUGGUGGAGUUCAUCAAGAGGGCCAUCAUGCACUCCAAAAAUGGGAAGUUCCUCUACUUCCUGCGCUCCAGGGUCCCAGGUCUCCCUCCAACGCCUGUCCAGCUCCUGUAUCCCGUCUCCAGGUUCAGCAACGUCAAAUCCCUUCAGCACCUUUGCCGCUUUCGGAUCCGGCAGCUGGUCCGGAUCGACCACAUUCCCGAGCUCCCACUGCCCAAGCCCCUGAUCUCCUACAUCCGCAAGUUCUACUACUACGACCCUCAGGAGGAGGUUUACCUGUCCCUGAAGGAGGCCCAGCUCAUCUCCAGACAGACCCAGGAGCCGGAAUCCUCCACGUAGCGGAGCCGCCUCGCCCGUGCUCCCGGCACUGAUGGAAUUUGGUUGUUGCCAUCCCGCAGCCCGAGCCAGGCCGUGGUGGGAAGGAGCCCCCCACACUCCCCUGCUGCUGCUCCUGCUCUCCAGCCCUUUUGUACAGAGAAGAGGGGGCCGAGAUUCCCAAGAAAAGCCCAGCAGAGCAGGAAUCCAGAGCCUUGGCUCCUGGGAAAAGGCGUCUCGGAGGCGGCCGAGCCUCCCGGCGGAACAAGGAAUGUCACGGCACUAUUUACAAAGUUUGGGGAAAGUUUUUUAUUUUUUGACGUCUUUCAGUUUUUGUUUUUCGAAAGCAUGAGAAGUGACUGCGUGGUGAGGACCCCGCCUUGGAAAACUGGGAGGUGGGGAGAGAGAUGGAGGGAGGAGGGGACACUCUCUGGGAAGAUCCAUCUGCUCCGAGGCAUCGUGGCGGGAUUGUCCUUUGAUCCCCACGGAGAGGGGAGGAUGCAGCUUGGGGAGCUGCUGGAGGCAAACUGAGCCAAGAAGGAUCGGCAGCUCCGUGGAAUAACCUCUGGGAAUAACCUUGGAGCUCUGGGUGGCUCAGCAGCUUCCCAGGAUCCGGGAGGAGGGAGCCAAACCCAGCCUUGGGAAGCUGAGCUUUGCAGCUGGAUUUGCAGGAUGGUCCCACGGGAGGUUGGACCCGAGGAAGGAGGAGUGUGUGAGCUGUUGGGAUGUCCUGGAUCCCGAGGGAAUGGCUGGUGCUGCUCCUCUGAGGAAGGGCCAUUCCCUGAGAAAACACUGGAAGAUGCCCCCUGAACCCCCCGGGAAGUGGAAGGAAGGUGGAGAAGCUGGAACUGUUGGAGCUGCCUGUGGACCAAAGGUACUUCCUGCAGAGCCAUGGGAUGUGCACUUCCAGCCCCUCUCUGGCUGAUUCCAGAAGCUGGGAAUGAAGUGGCUUCCUUUGGAGCUGCGAAGGAUCCCGAGGAGGAGCUGCUGGGGGUGGCUGGGAGCAAGGAGCAGCUCCCUGAGGGUUCUCUGGAACAGCAUCUGCCCUCUGGGAGCUCCCUUCCCUCCUUGGGACAUCCAUGGAUCCACAGCAAAGCCAGGAGAGGUGGUGGCUCUUGCACAAAUAACACCCCCCCCCCUUCAAAUCCUGGUCUGCUGCUUCAUCCCCUGCAGCCACUGAGCAGGAACUUCAUGGAUGUUGGAGUUCUGAGUGAUGCUGGGAAUUCUGGAGAAGCCUCUUCAUCCCUGUAUUUCAAGGAGCGAGUUCCUGGCGCUCUAAAUCCAAGGAAUUGCUCCGUCCUGCAGGGCCUGUGGAUCGGGAUGGGUGCCCUGUGAGUGCCCUGUGAGCUGCCAGGACCUUGGGCUCUCCCUGCAGGAUGAUCCCUGUCCUUGAAUUCCACGAGGCCGCGUUGGAUUUUAAGGCAGCCCGGAAAAAUCCCACCGGCCCCCAAAGGUGCUACAGAUCCCGCCCUCCCUGUCCUGCCCAUCCCCUCCUGGAUCCUGGCAGGGCUCACGUGCUCUGGAAAGAAAGGAUUUGGCUUCCAAAUCCACAGAAAUACCUCAUGGGACGCUGCUCCAUCCCGGCUGUGGGAGGGCAAGAGCUUCCCAAGAGCCAGGCUUGGGAAUGGAGGGUCCAGCUCCAUGCCCAGGCUUCUCCCCAGGAAGAGAGACCCUUGGAGCAGGAUCCCUGGCAUGGCUGGUGUGUGUGGAUCCGGGAGGGAUGGUGGGAUGCAGGGAACAGGGAAGCUGGAGAAGCUCACGCUCCCCACAGUGUGUCAGUGACAACAUUCCCACUCCUUCCUUCCCUGUUCCCAGAUGGAAGAGGUGCAGGUUGGGUUUGGGAAGGGGGAAGGAGCCGACCUGGAGGGAAGGGUGGUGCUGGGUGGGCACUGGGAGGGGGUGCUGGGCUUGUUUUGGGGUGAAAAUGCACAACCCUGGUGGGUCAGGAGAGAUUUCCUGCAUCCCACCCCAUCCCUGCAUCCCACCCCAUCCCUGUGUCCCCCCAGAGCUCCUCCUGAGGGAGCAUGAGGUGGUUCCACACCUUCCAGAGCCAUUGGAGCAGCCGGACUUCGGGGCCAAUACUUGAAUUCCAUGUUUUCUGGUCGGCUGUUGAUGUCCCUGUGGGAUUUAUCCCAACAGCCUGAUGGUGCUCCUGCUGUUACUUGAACCCUGAGCGUGGUGGAGGGGGGGCGCAGCUCUUCCCAAAUUUGGGCCAGGAGGAAGGUUUUGGGUCUGAAAUGACGGAGGAGACAUACUGGGAGCUGUUGGAUAGGGAAUGGCGAGGGCUGGGAUAGGGAUGAGACCCCUCCCAAGGAUCCAUGGAGGUGGCAGAUGCUCCUCAGCAUUCCCAGGGCUCUGCUCCACCUCUCCUUGCUCCGAGCCAGGCAGGAAAGCUGGAGCAGGUCAGUGCCAGCCCCAGCCCGUGGCUGGUGGUGCUGGCUGAGAUCCCAAGGUUAACUGUAGUUAACAGCCCUCUCCUGAAAUCCAUGGAAAACAAAGCUGUUCCUGCACAGGGAGGUGUGAGGGGAGCGAGGGAUUUGAUCCAUGUGGGGCUGGGAAUGAGCCAGAGGGUUUGAUCCAGGGCUGGAAGUGAGGGGUGGGCUCUGUGGGAACAGCUCCAGGGGGUGCCUGGGCCCUGCCUUCCCAUCAAUCCCAGUUUGGGGAACGGACCCCUGGGGCUGUGUUAUCCUGCCUGGAAUGUUUUUUUUUUUGCAGCCUGGUUCUGGAGGCUGCUCCCAUCCUGCUGAUCCAGGGGAAAAAACAUUUUAUCACCACCCUUUAUCCAACCUUGAAUUGUGCAGAGGUGGUGCUUGUCCCGCUCCCGGAGCCGGGAAAUGGACCAUAAAACCCACUGGAGCGCGGGAAUUGUCCAUGGAAAAGCUCCUUUCUGUGCUUUUCCAGCUGGAUGGGGGCAGCCCUCAGCCCUGUGCUCAGCUUGGCAGCUUCCCCCUCCUCUCCCAACACCCUAUUUCAAGGUAGGGAAUGACCUUCCUCCCUCCCUCCCUCCAGCAGUGAGAAAAUUGGGAUAAACCAGGGAAGUUUUCACACCGGGAAGUUUCCAGCGAGAAAAUUGGGAUAAACCAGGGAAGUUUUCACACCGGGAAGUUUUCACACCUGGAAGUUUCCAGCUCGGCUUCCACCUCCUUGGGGCCAAAAAUAAAAGGGUGGAAAAAAAAUUCAUCCUUGGCUUGAGUGGGGUUGGGAUUUGCAGCUGGAUUUGCAGGAUUGGUCCUAUAUGGGAACCACCUGGGCUGCUCCUGCUGUUGGGAAUGGAUGGAUUUGGAAGCUCCAUGUGUGCUGUUGCCAGAUUUUAAUCCCUAAAAGCUUUUUUUUUUUUAAACCCUGGAAGUGGUUUUAGCAGUGACCUGUGGGGCUGUUGCUGCAGGUGGUGGUUGGGGGGCUCAAAUCCCGGGAGUGUUUUGGGGAGAAAAACCUCUGAAAAGUAGGAUUUGCUGAAGGAAGGGCCUUGCCUACUUCCAGGAGGAAGGGAUCUGGCCCUUUUCCUUCAUUCCUUGCAGUUAAAAAUCUGUCCUUGGGAUGGUUUUACCCUUCAAAUUGACCAUCAGGGCUGAGGGUUUAGGGUGGGCACCUGGAUACCUUCCCAAUUUACCUGGCUUUUGGGAAUGGAGGGAUUUAUCCACCUUCCAGACCUCUUUAGCUUUUGGGAAUGGAGGGAUUUAUCCACCUUCCAGAGCUCUUUAGCUUUGGGAAUGCAGGGAUUUAUCCACCUUCCAAACCUCUUUAGCUUUUGGGAAUACAGGGAUUUAUGCACUUUUCCAGUCUCAAUCCCCUUGGCUUUUGGGGAUAUAAGGGAUUUAUCCACCUUCCAAAUCCCCCUUGGUUUUGGGAACAGAGAGGUUUAUCCACCUCUCCAAACCCUCCUUGGCUUUUGGGGACAGAGGGAUUUGUCCACUUUUCCAACCCCCUUUUACUCUGGGAAGGGAGGGAUUUAUCCACAUGCUCCCAGCAAGCCCCUCACUCCUCAUCCAGAGUCUUCCAGGUGAGGUGGGGCAGGUGGGAACCCCCUUCCCAAACAUCCCUUGGGAUCAGGGGGGGUCCUGGCAGCGCUGCCUCCAACUGUGCCUCCAGCUGAACAAGCACAACUGGUGCCCAGUAACACACUGGGGAGCUCCCAGUGCCCCCCUGGGAUGCUCCCAGUGCUCCCCCCACCCCAUCCAGGGCUUCAAUCCCCCCCCAAAAAUAGGAGUUACACUGGAUCCAGCCUUGCCUUUAGAGAGAGAAUGAGCAGAUUUUGGCAGCUCCAAGGGCAGGAGUUGUGGAACCACCCUUGGGUAGAACAACAACA